This is a messenger RNA of Arabidopsis lyrata subsp. lyrata, 1251 nucleotides long. Its product is annotated as E3 ubiquitin-protein ligase RNF25. Lineage: Eukaryota; Viridiplantae; Streptophyta; Magnoliopsida; Brassicales; Brassicaceae. The record is from RefSeq and is a predicted model, not a curated record. Gene Ontology annotation, molecular function: protein binding; ubiquitin protein ligase activity. Gene Ontology annotation, biological process: protein ubiquitination. The coding region runs from base 68 to 688 and encodes 206 amino acids. Gene Ontology annotation, cellular component: nucleus. The transcript has 7 exons.
CUUGGCGUAAAUAAAAAAAGGUCUGCUUCUUCGCCGUCUAUCUGUGCGGCCUCUUCCUCUUCUCAAGAUGACGGAGGAAGAGGUAGCCAUGGAAGUGGAAGCUCUAGAAGCAGUUUACGGCGAAGACUGCGUUAUAUUGGAUUCCUAUCCUCCUCAUCUUCACCUCCAUAUCAAGCCCCGUACCGCCGACAUCUCUUCUCAGCAGUUUGUGGAAGCUGUUGUGAGAAUCCAAGCAGGUUCUAAGUAUCCAGAUGAACCACCUCGAAUUACUCUGAUUGAAUCCAAGGGUCUUGAUGACCAAAGGCAAAAGCAUUUGACUGGCAUUGUGCAAGAGAAAGCUUUUCAACUAUCAUCUUCUUUAAUGCUUGUAGAACUUUGUGAGGAAGCAGUUGAGAGGCUCACAAUUAUGAAUCACCCGGAUGGAGAUUGUCCACUGUGUUUGUAUCCCUUAUUCCCUGAGGAAGACGGGAGUAAACAAAUGCCCUUUAUGAAGCUGAUGUCUUGUUUUCAUUGUUUCCACUGUGACUGCAUCAUUAGGUGGUGGAAUUGGCUUCAUGCACAAAAAGAUGCUGAUUCGAAAUCUGGUGACACUUCACAUAUGCGUAGAGGAUCAAGUACUCGAGAAGCAGAUAAAAGCUUGGGAAACUGUCCAGUGUGCCGCAAAGUUUUUCAUGCGAGUGACAUUUAACAUGUUCUUGACUUAGUUGGUGGUCAAUCAUCUCUACAGGACUCUGGUUUAAUACAAGGUAAGGACCAAGACCCGCUGCUCCAGUCAGAUUCAGAGAACAUAAGAAGAGAACGGUUUGAAGCUAUUCUAAAGACGCAGGAAGAAAAGGGCGGUUUGGUUCAACCGAAGAAAAACAUAUCGGUUGUACCCGGUAUGUAUCUUCCUCCACCAGCUCCUGCAUCAUCGUCACCAAACGAAGAAGAAGAAGCUGGGCAAAGCCAAGAACAAGGAGAAGAAGAACCCAAAGAAGCUGAAUCAGAGACAAGCUCUAGCAGCUCCAGCAACAGGAGAGGUCGAGGGAGAGGCAGAGGCCGAGGCCGGGGGCAUAAUGUCAAUCAAAGGAAGCAGAAUUCGCAAGAUCCAAGAAAACCGACGAGGCAAUGGGUGCAGAGAGCCAAAGAAAGUGACAAAUAAUUUAUGCUUAGAAUCAUGUGAUACAUCAAACUCAGACUCAAAACACAAGAUAUAUAUUGUGACUUUAUGAGCAUUUUCGGCUAAAAUAUCUCUCUUUUACCCACUACAUA